This is a messenger RNA of Erinaceus europaeus (western European hedgehog), 3454 nucleotides long. It is a transcript of the gene MMRN2, whose product is annotated as multimerin 2. The transcript is spliced from 7 exons. The record is from RefSeq and is a predicted model, not a curated record. Gene Ontology annotation, molecular function: protein binding. Gene Ontology annotation, biological process: negative regulation of vascular endothelial growth factor receptor signaling pathway; negative regulation of cell migration involved in sprouting angiogenesis. Lineage: Eukaryota; Metazoa; Chordata; Mammalia; Eulipotyphla; Erinaceidae. The coding region runs from base 73 to 2889 and encodes 938 amino acids.
CUUAACUUUAGCACUACGUCAGGGGCAGUCUCUGGAGUCACUCGUAGAGGUUGAGUCGGCCCCACUGCCAAGAUGAUCCCUAUGCUGCUGCUAGGUCUCUGGGGGCCCCUGGGCUGGAGCCUGCUGGAAGCCUGGGCCCAGGCCCCUGGGACCAGCUUCUCCCAUCCACAUGGCUCCAGACUAUCUGGGGACUGGAGAGAAGAGACCAAGAAAACCGACAGAGACCCCAUUCUACGUAACUGGUGUCCCUAUCAGGAGUACAAGCUGGUCACUUUUGUAGCCGCUUGCAAAACGGAGAAAUACCUUGUUCACUCACAGCAGCCAUGCCCACAGGGGGCUCCCGACUGCCAGAACGUCAAAGUUAUGUACCGCAUGGCCCAGAAGCCUGUGUACCAGAUCAAGCAGAGGGUGAUGGCUUCCAUUAACUGGAGGUGCUGCCCUGGGUUUUCAGGUCCUGACUGCCAGCAUCAUGAUCCUGUGGCAAUCCCUGAGUCUACAGAUCUAGGUGAUGACCUUCUGGAGUCUUGGGACAGGCCAGUCAGCCUGGAACCUGCCCACCAGGCAGUAGAGAUUGACAACAGUGCUGGAGAAGAGCUCCAGAGUGACACUCACCCGGCGGUGGACAGUCCCCCAGGCCCAUGGAAGGCCUUGGCAAGCAACCUCACAGCUGCAAUGACAGUGAUGGAAGCAAAUCAGACAGAGUCUGAGUUUCCCGAUGAAGACAAGGGGCAGAUGCUACUGCUCCAGAUGGACACCUUCCUGAAAGCGCAUCUCAGCCCCAUCUGGUGGAGCUUCAACCAGAGUCUGCACAACCUCUCGCAGGCCAUAAGAAACCUGUCUCUUGAUGUCGAGGCCAACCGGCAGGCCAUCAGGAAGGUCCAGGAGAGCACUGUGGCCAGGGAUGACCUCCAGGAGCUUGGUGCCAAGUUCGAGACCAAGGUCCAGGAGAACGCCCAGAAAGUGGGCCAGCUGCAGCAGAACCUGGAGGACCGCCUGGACGCCCAGCGCCUCUCCCUGCAGCAUUCCCUCAACCAGGUCCAGGCUGACGUGGACACCAAGUUCAAGAAAUUCCUGAAGGCCCACGAACGCAAUGACAGCCUGCUGGUGGCAGCUGUGGGGACGGCGGCCAGGCCGGAACCCGAGAGCCUGCAGGCCCGGCUGGGCCAGCUGCAGAGAAACCUCUCAGCCCUGCACGCAGCUGCUGGCCACAGGGAAGAGGAACUGAGCAGCGCCCUAGCUGACAUGAAGGCCACCCUGACCCAGCACGAGAACGAGAUCAAGGAGCUCUACUCCGAAUCUGAUGAGACCUUCGACCAGAUCAGCAAAGUGGAAGAGUUGGUGAGGAACCUGCAGGUGAACCACACGGCACUGCGGGAGCUGCGGAUCAUCCUGAUGGAGAAGUCGCUCAUCAUGGAGGAGAACAAAGAGGAACUGGAGCGACAGCUGCUGGAGCUCAACCUCACGCUCCAGCAGCUACAGGGCGCGCAGGCCGACCUCCUCAAGUACAUCAAGGACUGCAACUGCCACAAGCUCUCGGUAAACCUGGACGCCAUCCGCGAGGACCAGCAGGGCGCCACCACGCGGGCCCUGGAGGACGCGCAGGAGAGCCUCGACGGGUCCUCGCCGCAGGCCCUGGGCGGCAGGGUGGACGCCCUGUCCGCCGCCCUGGACGUGCUGGCGGCGGAGGGCGAGCAGGCGCGGGCGGAGCGGGCCCGGCUGCGCACCCAGCUACGGGCCCUGCGCGGAGACACCGACGCGCUGCAGGCGGCCGAGCCCGAGGUGCGCGCGGAGGUGAGGGGGCUGCACGGCUCCUUCUCGGCGCUGCUGGCCGACGCGCUGCGCCACGAGGCCGUGCUGGCCGCGCUCUUCGGGGAGGAGCUGCUGGAGGCCCUGACAGAGCCGGCAGCCGACCAGCUGCCGCUGACCUACGAGCAGAUCCGCCAGGGCCUGCGGGACGCCGCCGCUGGGCUGCAGGAGCAGGCGCUCGGCUGGGACGCGCUGGCUGCGCGGGUCACGGCCCUGGAGCGGGUCGCUGGGCAGAGCUCGACCGGGGCCCAGGCGUGGCCCCCGCUACCCUCAGCGCGCCUGGAGCCCAGCCACGACGCGACCCCGGAGGAGGCCGGCGGCCCGGAGCUGGCGCUGCUGGCCCGGGAGCUGCGGCGCCUGAGCGCAGACGUGGAGCUCGCGGGACAGUGCUGCGGGGCCGCCGCCCGCAACAGCUCCCUCGAGCUCCUGCGUGGGGCUCUGGCCAUCCACCAGCGCAGCCUGGAGCAGCACCAGCAGCUCUUCCACAGCCUGUUCAGGAACUUCGAAGGGCUUGUGUUGGCCAAUAUCAGCCUGGAUCUGGGGAAGCUACAGGCCAUGCUCGACAGGAAAGCCAAGAAGCAGCAGAAGGAUCUGGAAGCUCCCAAGAAGAGAGACAAGAAGCAAGUGGAGCCUUUGGCUGAUGCACAUGGCAAAGGGCUUGAGCCGGACACCCUGAGAGCCCAGCUCUGGGAAACAGGAUCCCCUGUGGCCUUCUAUGCCAGCUUUUCAGAGGAGAUGGCUGACCUGCAGACACUGAAGUUCAACACUACUCACCUCAACAUUGGCAGCAGCUACUUCCCAGAAAAUGGCUACUUCCGAGCCCCUGAGCGUGGGGUCUACCUGUUUGCAGUGAGCAUUGAAUUUGGCCCAGGACCAGGCACUGGGCAGUUAGUCUUUGGGGGUCACCACAGGACCCCCAUUUGUACCACUGAAGGGCAGCAGGGUGGAAGCACGGUGACGACCUUUGCAAUGGCUGAGCUGCAGAAGGGUGAGAGAGUGUGGUUUGAGCUAACUCAGGGGUCUGUAAGAAAGAGAAGCCCUUCAGGCACUGCAUUUGGGGGCUUUCUGAUAUUCAAGACCUGAACUCUGAGCACAGUUCUGAUGAGACACUGAAGAUUUUCCCAGCUCUUUCUCCUUGGCCUGAGACUUGGGCCAAGGUCAGUCUGGAAGCCACCUACUUGACUGAGCAAGUCUUCCCUGGACUCUUGCACAGCGAACGUGGUAUGUGCAGCCUUCCUCUGGAUGCACUGAGUUGAAUAUUUCUUACUGAUGAGAAGGACUGGUGCUUCUCCAGGACAGAGUCUGGCCUGGGCACUGUGACCUAGGCUUGGCGUCUCUUCAGGGGCAGCAGGACUGGACUCAACUAUUUAGCACUCCUUGUGUUUCGACAGCUAGCUCUCUCUCUUUCUCUCUCUCCCUCUCUGUGUGUGUGUGUUUUCUUGUUUCUUCUUUGGUUGGAAACUUCCUAACAACACUUUUAGCCUUUCUCUCCCUUUCUUUUUCCUCAUCUCAUGUUAGAAAAACUUUUUUUUUUUUUUCAGGUUCAAUCGCCAGCACCAUCAUAAGCCAGAGCUGAGCAGUGUUCUGGUCUUCCUCUCAUUGAAAUAAAAUAAAUAAAAUAUUUUUAAAAUAAAAAAUAAAGCAACUA